AUUGUUUGCAAACGAGAAACGAAUGUUCCUAGUAAUUGGAGUUAACCGGCGACGUAGCAGCGAUGAAUUCAUAAAAGAUCAGAGAAGAAAUGUUAAAACAUAGAGAUAGGAUAUCGUGAAACGUAUCCCGUUCGCAAUCGAAAACAUACCGUUCCGCUUCCGUUUCCGUGGUGAAAUAGCAGCAGGAUCGCGCGCAGCUACGAAUCGAGCGAAGCACGUAUCAGCUCGGCCAGCGAAUCUGUGUCAGGCUGGGGGGCUGUAAAGUAGCGCGAGGCUCUGCCAAAUGCCAGUGCUCGACCGUCCUCUUUGGUAGGUGGUAAGAGCGGCGUGCGCGGUUUCGCACUGCCGCAGUACCGCCGCGAAUUAUUCUUACACGAUUACCGAUUACCAAUUUUAUCCACCUACCAUUUUUUUCUCUACAACCGAAUCUGGUACGGCCUACUUUUAGUAACACCGUCACCAAUUUACCGUGGGACCACUAAUGUUUGCGUACAACGGUGCUAAACGGACUUUUACAUAGAAAAUAAUCGAAGAACAUCGACAAUACCGAUUAACAAUGAUAGAGGAUAAUACAACGAUCACGCGAUACAACGAUAUUAAGCAGAAGUGAAGAAAGAUUGUAAAAAGAUGAUGAGAGCUAAAGCGACUUGUUCGAGCGAUACCGUACGACGCGCUUCGUACAGCCAAAUUUGAGACGCGUAUGGAUUACUUCGGAUACUCCAGUUGGAAGCAUCUCUAACAACGGCUGGUGAACGACCGCUUGUAAGUGUAAAAUACAUGGGACAUUGGAUGGAUGAACCGAGGUACGCGGUGAGGCAGGCGCAGCCACCGAACCACCGAUAGAGAAGAGGCGCGAACAUCGAAAUAAAGAGAAAAGGAAGCGCGGUAUUUUCGUCCUUCGAGCAAAAUAACACAACUCGACAAAAUGUUCAACCUGUAUCAGAACUUGAACAAAAGGGACGACGAUCACAAGGAAUCGGACGUCACAGGGCAUGACAGAUUUUGGCAGGAACGACCCAAGACCCGUCGAAAACGACGAGCCGUUAAUCGAAGGACUCAAAGUGCUAUCGAAUUAGAUUCCGAGGCGAUCGUCUCGGCACGAGGUGCUCUUCGCCGUGGAAGAAGCGCGAGCAUCGAAGAUGAAGACAGUGACGAAGAGAAGAGUUACCAGUUGACCAAUAAAAUCGACAAUCUAGCCAAAAUAUUGUUCAAUCGCGUGUCCGCUGCAAGGGGUUGCAAGGAAUCGGACGUCAGAAAUGGAAGACACAAUUAUACAGCGUUGGGUCACGGACCAUCGGUCUGCGAGGACGUUGGCGAAUACAUGGAAAUGGAGAAAAGAUCUAGGGAUCGUGCCUUAUCAGUUUGCCAGGCUUAUAUUCGAAGAACGCCACGCUAUAGUCUCGUCAAGCAGCUGAAUAAUCUCGGCUCUAGAAUGGACAAGCACUGGUUCACGGUGAGAGACACUUCUCUAAAGACCGAUCGACUAAUCACCUUAGCUCCGCUAAGCAGAAACUGCUCGUUGAGCAUUUCUCCUUUAACCAAGAACAUUCUAAACGACUUGUUCUUAGCCUUGCAACAUCCGUACAUAUGUCCUAUAUUCGAUAUCGAUUUUCUCGAGUUCGAGAGUCAAAAUUACGUGAUAGUAGUGCAGCCGAUCAGUCAGGGUAGCUUAAAAGAUUUGAUCUAUGGGAUCGAAAGAACCGGUUGGAACGAAGAUUGGAGUCAAAAGUACGCUUCUCGCGGCAAAGGACUUCCUUUACCUCAGGUUCAACAAAUGGGACGUCAAGUGCUGGAAGCGUUAAUCUUCUUGAAAGAAAGAGGAUUUCCAACCGUGACCCAUUUACAUUCCGGCAACGUGCUCGUACAAAACGGUGUCGCACGGCUUGCCGGCCUCGAGAAUACGCUUCUCGGCUUCACCAGUCGUAUACACCCUGUUAUUACCUCUCGAAUUUCUCAAACUAUCUCGAUCGACAUAAUAUGUUUCGGUCACAUGCUAUUUGAAAUGUGCGCUGGUUACGAGUUACCAUCGUUUAAACCGAAUUCCGUGCAUCUUUCGGAUCUUGAAAUGUAUCCACAAGUCAUCGAAUUACUGAAAUUCAUAUUCAGCGAACCAUCUAACCGUCAUAAAACCAUCGAAGAGCUUCUCGUUCACGAUUUAUUCCGAAACAUCGAUCUUCGCGAAAUGCGAAGUGCUCCAGUCACGAUAUUUCGUCCGACAUUAACACCGCCUAUCGUCAACUUACUCGACGGUAUUAAACGACAGAACGCUAACAAGAGAAUCACACGAUUGGAUAGCGGAGACAUCGAUGCGACGACUCUGCACAGACCGCAUACAGUUUGCAAGAAUUCGUUACUCGACGAAAUAUACAACGAGCUUUCAAACACGGCUGUAUAAUUGUGGGAACAAUUGUUCAUCUUGUCGCGAUUUUAUCUAUAGAAGAUCAAUACGUUUCUUUACCGAGUGCCAAACAAUUCCCUCGAUUCUUUAUUCUUAGCAGUUGUGUAUAUCUCUGAACGAAUUUAUUAAAAAAAAAAGAAAGUGACAAUAAAAAAAUGUUGAAAAAAACAAAAAACAGGAACACACACACGUACACACACGCAACGUCUUAUACAAAUCCAAAUAAUGUUAUUUAUUUAAAGUAUCAAAAGACAUCCAAGACAUCUACAUCAGCGAACGAGGUAACCGUUUCGCGCGAGUAGGAAAUUCCUUCUUUUCUUUUCUUUUCUUUUCCCGUCGAAUUUUCAUUUCGUUACUUAUCAACUUGGAAAUAAUUCAAUGGAAGCGAUAUAAAAGGAUAGAAAAGAACUCUGAUUAUGUACAUUUGACUGCACCAUUAGCUUUUCUCAGUUAAGAAGUACAGUUUCUAUUUUAUAGCAGAGUUAGCCAUCUGCCGUCACGCGUCAACUUCUGAGACUGAAACGAACGACGAAAUGUUCCUUCCACUAUACUACACGUUCUCUUAAACGACGAAAGCCUAGCUUGCACACGAGCGUACACCAUAGAAUUUCAUCGGUUAAUACGAAACAUGCAAGCGGAUGUGAUUCGUCUGAUUGUGCGUAAGUAAAGUAAAGUAAUAAUAGAACAAUGCUCGAUUCUCGUCGUCUGAAUAGAAAAGUAAUAUUUUGGUUUAAUAUUUGGACGAUCAAACAUUCAAUUAACUCUAAAUAAAAUAAAUCCAUCAUACGAUGAUGA
Messenger RNA from Osmia bicornis bicornis, 3193 nucleotides. RefSeq names its product slowpoke-binding protein (gene Slob). The transcript has 8 exons. The record is from RefSeq and is a predicted model, not a curated record. Gene Ontology annotation, biological process: protein phosphorylation. Gene Ontology annotation, molecular function: protein serine/threonine kinase activity; ATP binding. Lineage: Eukaryota; Metazoa; Arthropoda; Insecta; Hymenoptera; Megachilidae. Bases 926 to 2395 code for a protein of 489 amino acids. Gene Ontology annotation, cellular component: cytoplasm.